AUGGCUCAGCAGAGACCAUGCCUGUCCCUGCUGCUGCUGGGAGCUGGCAUUCUGAUCCUUUCCCAGCAGCUCACCUUCACGGGAACCGCAGGAGCCCAGAGGCAGAUCUCACUUAGACGACGUGCCGAGACCGAGACCGCCGUGAUGACGGAUUAUGAACAGCAAAUGGCGGAGAAGAAGGCUGCAACGCUGGAGGCUAUCGAGGAAGCCGCGCAGCAGGAUGCACCAUCUGGCGAAGACUUGGGCAAUUUUUGGGUGAAUCAGCCCGGCCAGCUGUCUUUCGAAGUCCAAUUCAACCGCGGCGACAAGGUCAAGGACCUCAGGACGGUCAUCGAGAAGGUCACUGGCAUCCCUCCAGACGCGCAGGAGAUCCGAUCCGGCGGGGACCUCUUGUGGAAAGACGGCCAGUUCUUGGAGGCUCUGGACUUGUCGGAUAUUUGGGUCAUGGACGAUCGGGACGACUCCCCAGAGCGAGGUGAGUGGAACCCUGAUCCUGAGGAGGACAUGGACCCUCUCUCCAAUCCUCUGAAGAUUAGCAUCUACGCCUUCAGCGCAUUCAUUGGUCUCUUCUGGGUGACGCAGGUCGCUGGCAUCAACCCAUAUGCCAACUGGCCGGAGGGUCCUCGUGAAGACUGGUCUCAGGUUCCGGAGGAACUCGGUCUGCGGCCUGGCCAAGAGCCAUACCAGCGACCUCAGCUUCUCGAGGUGGACGACGUGACGCUGAAAGAUUUGUUGAAGACGCGAAAGCAGUCCAACGUGUUCAAGUGA
Molecule: messenger RNA, 768 nt
Organism: Symbiodinium pilosum
Lineage: Eukaryota; Dinophyceae; Suessiales; Symbiodiniaceae
Source: the annotation of a GenBank genome assembly